AAGAGCGCCUCUGCUGGUGACGAGAUAUUGACAAACAAAGCACGUAUGGAGUAACUCACUCGCGAGGAACACAAGAAAAACACGCGAGAAUGGCUGAAUUAACAGUUUGGGGUCUCGUGGUCAUGAUCACACUGUCCGAAGUGAUCAUCAACACAUGCAAUUUCAUCCACGGGAACAGCCACGGUUACAUACCACAAAGUAACGACGCAAGGUAUUUGCAGAUAGACCCCCUGCACAAUGGUGUUAGGAUAUCAAAAUACGAAGAGGAUGUUUUCGCAUCGAGCUCUCUUCUUUCUCUGACACCGCGCAUGCUGGACUUCAAGGAUAGACCACUUGGAGUGCCUCACCAGGAAAAGGUGACAGUGUUGAAUACUGACAGCAACAAGACCAUCCACCUCACCUCAAUAUCGGGCACAACGCCUCAUUUUCACUGUUCGUUCUUUGAAGACAAGGUGGUGCCGCCCCUGGGGAACACGAGUUUCAGCGUCGUGUUUCUUGGCAGAGAAGAGGGUCUGGCCGAGAGUAUGCUCUUCAUCCACACUUCGGAGGGCACAGUCAAGUUCCAGGUCAAAGGCAACAGUGUCAGCUCACCGUAUCGGUUACGACCGCUGGUUGGCCUCCAGAUGCCCAUCAACGCCAGUUUCUCACCCCUCAUCCACAUGCACAACCCACAUCCAAAUCCCAUUCAAAUAAUGGAGAUAUACAGCAGUGGAGGAGAGGUGAACCUGGAGUUGCCAACCGGUGAACUCGAGGCUGUCAAAGAGCUCUGGGAAAUCCAGCCUUUCGAGACCAAGGCUGUGAUCCGAGCAAAGUUCAUGGCCAAUGUGCAGCGUAAUCACACCUGCUACCUGAGGAUCAGAGUCAACGGCACCACCGAGCACCUUGUUGUGCCGUUUGAGGUGGAAGUCGGUUCUUCUGCAGGGCUUUACCCACCAGAGCCAGCCAUCGACCUCGGAGUUUUAGGCUCCGAGUAUGGCCCGAAGAGGUUUCCCAUCUCGCUCCUCAACUCGAGCAAGAAAAGCGCUGUCAUUCAGAGUGUUUACACGGAACCAGCAACUGAUGCUGUCAAAAUUGAAUUCGAGAGCUUGAAAGUCCCACCAGACUCAAAAGUGGCAACUAAAAUUGCGAGCAUCACAUUUUACCCUGAUAUUGCGUACAAAGAAAAACACUUUUCUGGCACUAUCGUGGUCAAGGGCAAGAACAAAAUCGUCAUCCCUUACCACGUGGUUGUGCUGCCUGGAGGUCUCAACUACAACGCUUCGUUCGCAAGCUUCUGCUUGGACGAGGUCAUAGCAUCACGGAACCUGACUGUCUGGAACACUUUCCACUACCCUGUGGUCAUCAGCAAUGUCACCCUUGCUGCAGACGCUAAUAAAUACUUUCAGAUAAGCAAUUUUACCGCACAAGCCAUCAAGCCCGGCAUGAACGUGACCCUCUUCCAGCUGAUUCCGAGGUCAAAGUCUCCCAUCCCAAAAGGUUUCAGACUCGAGUCUUCUUUGGAAAUUGUGACAAACGUUUCGGUCAUUUCUGUGCCGGUUCUGUGUUAUGACGGGAAAAUUGUGAAGAUGAUAGCUGAGAGAGACAGGGGCGAAGAAGAAGAGCCGACCCUCGAUUUGGGCUUGAUGGCAACCCGCAGUGAGCGAAGUGUUGAGUUUAUUCUGCACAACCCGAACCCGGUUCCGAUAGUCAUAAAGGCCAUCGGCGUAGAACCCGUGCGGGGUGGUGACCUGGAGACGACCCUCCUGCUGCUUGGUACGGGCAAAACAAGUCACAAAGACGUAAUGGAACAGUGGUUCACGUCCCCUAUGAAUUUGUCCUCUGAUAACGUGAUCCAGUCAAAGGGAUUUGCAGUCUUCAAGUGCCAAAUACUCACAGGCUACGAGGAAGGCUACUUUUCGGGGGAACUGGUUGUCAAGACAAAAUUCGAGACCAUGCUGUUGCCUUUCAGACUCAAAGUCUCUAAGGGGCAGCUGCGCCUUGACCCAUCUGAGAUCCUCUUCGAUGACGCUUUCCCAGGGAGAAAAUCAGUACAGCGACUUGUGCUCCACUCAGAAUUUCAGCAACACAUGCGGAUUGUGUCUCUGGGCGGCCGCGAUGAGCGACUUACCUUCAUCAAAAUUGCAGACGUCGGCGUCAAACCGUUUUCAUCUUCAACAAUAGGAGAGCUACUUUUCGAUCCCCAGGUCACAUGCCCUGGAGUUUGUUACCUAGGCAUUGAUUAUGACACUCAAGCUGGCCAGAGAUGGUUGGAGGGGUUGUCAAUGCAGCCGAGCACGUGGCGGAGCGACCUGGAAAUUUUGAACACCUUCUACUCGAGGUUCAGAGCCUCGGGGGCAAUGCAGUGGGUCAACACAACUCUAAGACUGGACACCACCGAGGUCAGGGGUCACUUGGUUCCUCUGUCCACAAGACUGAUCUGGCCAUCACUCAUCACCUGCGGAAAGCACAUAGAUUUCCCUCUGACACAAGUGGGCAAUUCCUCGAAGAUAACGUUGCACCUCUACAACCCGUCGGAUAGCCCUUUAAUCGUACAGUUGGUCAUCGGAGACUUGUAUGCACCCAUAGAUGAGAUUCAUCAAUAUUUACCUGAAGAUUUGCAACCACCAAAUGCGUGUGGUGAAGACAGGGGUGAAUUCAAAGUCGUCAAGGAUGAAGGAGAAUUUGAAAAUCUGCAGCACAGUUCACUGGACUGGAUAAGCAACUCCGAUGACGAAAACUCGUUCAUAGGGACAAAACCACACCAGGACAGUGUCACCUUUGUUCUGGAGCCGGGGGCCGAGUACCCCGCAGUGGUUCAGUACACGCCCAGGGACACCCAUGCGGCCAGUUCGCUGCUCUACGUGAAGAAUAACUUGACCGUCGUGGAAAUCUUCAGGCUCUCGGGUCAAGGAGCGGUGGCUCAGUUUAAAUUCGGGAAUCGCAAAUCGGGUGUCUCGCCUCCCCUGCAGUUCGACAUGCCAAAGAAAAUUGAAAAGGAGUGCCGCAAGGGCGUGUGGAGUCAAAACAUCAUUCCGAUGCUGAGCGUCAAACGCUCCUUCACCGCCAGAAACACUGGGGAGCUCCCGGUCUACGUGUCCAACUUCCACAUCAACAAUCUUCCCUGUGAGGGGUACGGAUUCAAAGUGUCCCGGUGCCAGCCCUUUCUGCUGCCUGUGAAUGGCAGCAGAAAAAUUGAGCUCGCCUUCACCCCCGAUUUCACCUUGGCCAGAGUUCAGCGAGUUUUGAAAAUCAGCACGAGUGUGGGCGGAGUCGACGGAGGCGUCAUGAAUUACACGUUGGUGGCGACGGUUCCUGCCGACCUUCUGGGACCCUGUUCAAAGACUCUGCCGAGACCGCCGUGGGAGAAGAAUAUUUACAUGUUCAUCACGGCCUUCAUGCUCAUCCUUCUGGCGCUCAUAAUGGCAGGGGCGCUUGUUGAGGCAGAGAGGAUUCACAAACUUGGUCUCACCAGCGUUUCGGCAGCACUCUCCAAAAACAGGGUAACCAGCAAUGGAGUGAUUCUACCGUCCCCGCAGUCGUCGUUGUCCUCAUUGGCAAUGUCAACGUCCUCCAUUUCAUCAUCGUCUUCAUCGAGUAGUUCGUCCUCUCCGACCUGUCAAACAACCAAAAUCACAGCCGAACCAAUAAAAACGAAGAACAAAGAGUUUGAUCAGGAGAUGGAUACUGCACAGCCAAGACACCACGACGCCAAGGAGGUGACGAAAAUGUCGCCGCAGCCGGCGCACGUGAAAGUGGUGCGACGGAAACUGAGUAAGAAGCAGAGCAACUCUGAUGUGCCAGACAGCAGCCCUGAGAAUCCGCCGUCGCCACCGCCGGCCAAGGAGAUCAGACGGAAGGGCGCGUGGACGGACAUGUUCGGUCGCGGGGCCAAAAGCAAGGAGCUCGAGGCGGAGACCAAGAAAAUAGUACAAAAAGUCAAGAGAGCCAGAGCAUGCGAGUCAGCAACCACUUCCACCACCUCUGGCGAGGGAAGUCCAACGCCGAGCCUCGAGGAGCACUACGAGAACAAAGAGCGACUGGCCAUUCACAGGAAAAACCUGAACGCCGCCUCGCAAAAACUGGACUCGUACGAGCAGGACACUGAGGAGGACAACGAAGAGGGAAAAAGCGUCAAGGGCAAGACUAAGCAGACAAAAUCAAGUUUGGAGCAACCAUUGGAACCUUUGGUGAACAAGAAGAAACUGCCGUUGUUGCUACCCGAGCAGCCCAAGAAGAAGAAGGAAAAGGCGCCGAGAGGAGGCACGCCGAUGCUCUUCCAGCCACAACCGCUGACCAAAAGCAAGAAAAUGACGCCGGUCAACUACAAAGAAAUUAUUAGUACAGAAAUAAUCGUCAUUGCCGAAGCUGAUGUUGCAGAGACGGCCGAGAAGAUGCGACCUCAGACUCCACCGCCACCACCUCGUCCGGCCUCUUCUCCCGUCGAAACACCUGCUUGUCCGUCUCCACUGUACUCGACCGUGCUUUCGCCAUUGGCCGACAGUUCACUCAUCGAUGCAAGCAUGAAAAAGGAAAUUCCGGGGCCCAUUGGUUCUAAAUGCUCAGCCAAAUAUCAACCGAACGGUCUUAACAAUCACUGGAGUGGCACUGGCGAAAUGAGCAAUACUCGCUUGGUCAUGCAUGACAUUUUCGAGCCAACAUCGUUCCGCCAGCAGGACAAUUUGGCAUGGAGCUCGAUGGAAUCGCAGGACUCUUGGACUUCACUUCUGGCCGAUCGGAGGCGCCGCGUCGAGCAGCACGAGAGCAGGUUCGCCUUCUCAAACGGGCCCAGCGAGGGCUCUUGGAACAACUGGAGCUUCGACCCACCAUCACUCAACACGGUCACCUCACCCAACUCGUACAGCCAGCCUAGAUCCGAGACCGAAAGCAAGAGCCUGUGGGCCUACAGCGGAAACGCCACCAGCGCAUGGAACAACACUCCGGCUCAGCCGCCUCCGACACCGCCAGUCGAGUUUAACCUGUUCGAGUCUCCAACCAACCUGUGGAGCAUCCCGACCCAGCAACAGCCACAGUCACCGCCGCAGCCGCAACAACCGCAGACGCAGUCUUGGUUUGGAAGCGCCAACCACAAUAAUCAGGGCUAGAGGCGCCGCCAACGUUUUCUUUCUUUCCUCCCUCUUGUAAUGCGUUUUCAUAAUCACAGGCUCAAAUGAUUGCUAGUCACAAGUGAGCUCUACCUUGGGGUCUUUUUUAAACAAUCGACCGCAGGAAGAAUUUUAGUCGUUAACUUCUAAUUACCGCUCUGGCGUCCGGAGCGAGCUUUUGAUCUGAUUGUGUAGUCUCUCCUGACUAAAACAAAGCUUGUUGGCGUGUGUAAAAAUUAUCGAAAAAAAAAGCGAUUGCUGGGAACCCGGGAUAUUUCAAUAUCGCUGCAUCCGAGGGUGCUCGCUGGACCUGAAGUCAAACUUGCGGCUCGACAUCUUAAUUAUUCAUUAUUUUCAGUCUAUUUUUUUCCGUCAAAAAUGUGUAAUUACGAGAGAAAAAUUGUAAGAUUUGUACGUCGUUCCUUGAAUCCAUUCAGACUUUAGGUGUUAAGAUGAAAAUGACAAAAUUGUUACUUUUUUAACAAGCGACUGAUUUACUAUUUUUUCAUGAGUUAAGUAAAUACUCUUUUUUUUCUUCUAAUUAUUGUCGCUGAAAGAAGCGCCCAUGAGCUCGGUUGGGUUUUCGUCCAGCCCUCCCUUGUCCUCCCUAAAUCAUCCUUGAUUGAGACUCCAUGCACCAUCCUAUCUGGAAGUACAGAAUAAAAUCACUAGUGUCGUAGGCAGACCUCUCUCUUUUGCCCAAUUGUUGUUUAGCACACUCUCCUCUCUCAUUGGACGUUCGGCUGCACAUCCAUCAGUCGUAUACCAUCUUUUUAUUCUCCAUCGCGCAAAGAGAAGCGUCGAUUCGAUUUAAAAAAAAAAAGAAAAUAUAGUCAUGUGUAUAAUAAUUAUUAUUUGAAUUUGUAAACCUGAAACAGGUCUCGCCUUUGAUUUUACUGAUUUUCUCUCAUGCUGACCACCCCCGCUUGGUGGUGUUGUUGAUUAUUUUUUAUUUUCAAACAAAUGUCAAAUGAAUGUCGCCAAAGACAAAUUUGUUUCCUAUUUAAUUUAAUUUUUAGCCCGCUCAAAGUUGAUUGUGUUUUGAUGGAUGUGUGAAAGCUGGGAGGGAAAAUUGAAUAAAAUUUUACACCCAGAAUGCAAACAGAA
Molecule: messenger RNA, 6188 nt
Organism: Neocloeon triangulifer
Lineage: Eukaryota; Metazoa; Arthropoda; Insecta; Ephemeroptera; Baetidae
Gene: Tmem131
Product: transmembrane protein 131
Exons: 21
Coding region: 90-5081 (1663 amino acids)
Cellular component (GO): membrane
Source: RefSeq, a predicted model, not a curated record